AUCGCGUGGUAACAUAAGUUCUCGGCAUUCUUUUUCUCCUCGUAACGGUCUUGUUGAUUCCGCGUUUUCGAGCCGCGUGACUAACCCGGAAAUCGGGAUGGAGAUUUAUUCUUCCGCGAAAUGUGAAAUGCGAUAAAAUUAACGCGGUGGUAAGAGUUCAGCCCAGAGCCGAACAUGCGGCGACGAUUUCCGAAAGAAAGUAUUAGAUUUCCGCGGCGUAUUUCGGCAAAAAUUCGUCAGUGAAAACAGUGCCAAUGAUUUCGAAUAUAUGGCGGCGAGAGUACUUUUGCUCAGCAUCUUGUUUACGGAAGUGCUAAAGCCCGUUUGCUGUGCAGGGAUCAAAGGUGUUGACAGUGGAGUAAACGGACGAGAUGGACCGAAACAAGAUAGCUUGGAGCCCGGCCCGUUGCGAAAUUUGGACCUCUCAUUGCAAAUCGAACCUAAAGAAGAUGUGAUUUUAGGAAAGAAGGGCAUUACGAUUAGUUGCAACGUGAAUUCCAAUCAGGACAUUGUCUGGUUGCACAACGGGGUAGAAGCACCGCCCUGUGGAAUCUCUCGUUGCACUUUUCUUCGCAAUGGCGCUCUUCAUUUUUAUAAGAAAAAAAAUCUAGAAGUCACUCCAAAACGCAAGGGCUGGAACAACAGUUCAAAACUCACAGCAAAAGAUGAAUAUCGGUGUGUGGUGCACACCAAUUUCGGUGGAUACUUACGAUCGUCGCCAGUUGCUGUACGACUUGCCAAGCUCUCUCGUACGUUUAAGCAGCAACCAAAAGACGUAAAAGUAUAUGAAGGGGAAGUUGCAAGGCUCUCUUGUUUAAUCGACAGCGUGCCCUUCCCUCCAAAAAUUACUUGGGAGCAUAAUUCAGUUGCUUUAUUGUUUGACCAAGACAGCAAAAAAUAUACUUUCGUACCACCUGGUGUUCUGUAUAUAAGCGCAACGAAAUUAUCCGACGCUGGUUCUUACAGAUGCACAGCUGCCAACGAUUAUUUGAACAAAACUACGACAAGCAACGACGCAGUAUUAACUGUCAUUUCCAAAUCAACAAACGAACAUUCCAUUUCUUCACUACUGCCUCAACCGUCCUACAAACAUGUGUUGACGAAAAAAUCCAGUUUGCGACUGGUGUGUGCUGUUUCCGGAUAUCCACCUUCAGUGACAACCUGGUCAUUCAUCUCUCGAAAUCCAGUUAACAAAACCCGACCAGUUUUUCUAAUUGAUUCGACUACCGGCAUAAGUGUUCUGACUUUGGAGAAUGUCGGACCUUCGGAUUCUGGAUUCUACAUAUGCUCUGCCAAAAAUUCGUACAAUGGUAGCAUGGAAUAUCAGAACGUAACUGUGGACGUUCUCAUUCCACCAACCUUUUUGAAAAAGCCAACGAGUCAAGUUUGUCCAAACGGAAGAACAGCGAGGUUCGAGUGCCAAGCUCAGGGAUAUCCUCAACCGCGUAUUUAUUGGCUGAAAGAUGCUAAAAAUGUCACUGUCAAUGGGCGACGAACGAUUUAUGAGAAAGGCAUGAACAAAGUCGAACUUGCGAUUUCCGCUACGGUUUCGACUGAUUCUGGUGUUUAUCAGUGCGUGGCGGUGAGCGAAGCUGGGGAAAUUUGGGCCGCUGGUCGGCUUCAAGUAAAUACUUCGCGUAACAGCCCCGAUGCGCCAACUGCUUUAAAAUGCCAUGCCUUGUCACCACAGAGGAUUUAUAUUUCCUGGGAACCACCGAAGUAUCUGCCGAGUACUAAUAUUACAGCAUACACCGUCCAUUACAGUCCACUUGAAGGAGGAAAGGAAGAAGUUUCUCCGCCGGAACUUGGAAACGUAACAUCUGUGGAAGUGUCAAAGCUGCUCGAACCAUUCACGAAUUAUUCCUUUUACGUGCGUUUGUACAAUAAUCAUGGGGCCAGCGACCAAUCAACUGUAAUCACAUGUUCUACCGCCCCAAGUGUUCCAAAAUCAGCGCCAAAGAUCAAUUUGAAUGUGGUUAGCAGUUCGAAACUGAACGUGACUUGGAUACCCCUAAAUAAAAGGCAAGCGCAGGGUAUAAUUGUGCAGUAUAAGUUACAGUGGAGGCUUCAUCAACAUCCUUCAUCCUGGAUUCUCUACUUUCCCCCAACUGUCGAGAAUUACAUUCUCACUGAUUUGACGGCUGAAGCUCAAUACGACGUUAGAGUAUUGGCAAGGACUGAACAAGGAUGGCCUACCACCAGCGAAAGCCAAUUGCCUUGGUCAACUGUAACGAUGCCUCCUCUUGAAACUGGUCAAUUUACGAUUAAGAAUCUCGUUGACGUUUCGCUUACGAAUAUUAAUGCUUCGACUGUUUCUAUGAAAUGGGCGGUCAACGAAAAGUCAAAUCAAAACCUCGGACAUGAAUAUCAAGCGUGGCAAGUCAGUUCCGAAAACCAGAAAGGAGAGAAGCUAGAAACGAGAUUGUUACCUAAAAAUGUUACUGAAUAUUUAUUUACUAAUUUAGACGCGAAUAAUUCGUAUACAGUGGGACUGUGUAUGGUCACCCAAAAGGAGGCUAGGAAUUGCUUAAAUAAGCGUAUAGAAUCUACAGGUCGCUCCCUUAGCAACAUCCCCACCGCCUUGGAGGCUAUUCCGGCAUCGGCUCACUCAAUAAACUUGACUUGGAGUAUAGCAGAUACCUAUCAUGACAAUAUUUUUGAAGUCUGCUACCAUGCUGUCCACAUCAUGAAGGACACUUCGAAUUGUGUUUUUGUAAAUGGCACCAUGGCUACCAUCGAGGAUUUAAAGCCCUUCACGUUGUACCAAUUCAAAAUUAGAGUUUUGCCCGACGAACCGACUGAGAAUAAUGAAUUCAGUCAGGCCAUAGAGUGUUACACGUGUGAAGACAUCCCUGGAAAGGUCGAGGAUGUUCACUGGUUCCUGGGAAACAGCACUCUGAUACGUCUAGCAUGGAAGGAACCAACGAAAAUAAACGGGAUAAUACAAAAAUACUUUAUUGUUUAUACGAUGGAUCUCUCAAAUUCGGAUUUGUGGGAGAACAUCACCGUUCCAGGUAACAAAACGACGACUAGCCUUCCAGGUUUGAUUUCGGGAAGGCGGUACUUCGUGAUGGUGCAAGCAGCCACUAAAGCCGGCAACGGAAAACCAUCGGAUCCUAUAAUCAUUGUUGCGGGUGGCGGCUCUUCUAAAAAGCCUACUUCAUCCGGUGAGCAAAAACCGUCGCCGAAUGUCAAGACGGAUCAAAGUCUCGGAGUAAUUCUCGGCUUGAGCAUAAGUAUCGUUUGCAUCGGAGUCUGCUUGUGUAGCAUGUACUGCAGAAGAAGAUGGGAGACCUCGAGGUCAUUGAGGGACACUCCGCAACCAUUAAAGAGUCGCGGUUUGGUGAGAAAUGGAAACGGAUGUUGCAUUGAUCGUUCGUCAACUUCCGUUAGCCAACACGUGCCUCACAAUCCAGUAAACGAGAUUGAACUCUCGAUUCUCUGUCCCCCAACCACUAAUCCUCAUGUAGAUACUAAGGGUUCCCAGCCCAAUGGAAUUGUCGAAACAGGUGCGAAGGAGCCUUUAUUAAAUCCAUGGAACUCGAACGGAGACAGUAAAGACCUCCGAAUAACGGAAAAUCCACAGUACAAAGCGAGAGGUAGCCGUACUUCUAGCAAACAACAGGAGCAUGACUUGGACGACACGCAACUAACCAUGGUCAAUUGUACUUUACGUAGCAGCACCAGCAGUCUAAACAAUAACGGAGGCUUGACAAGUAUAGCUUCUUCAGAGAAGAUUGUGUCCAAUUUCCUUCCAGUCCUCGAGCCGAAUGGCUGAAGGCCAAGGAAAUUUCGUUUCUCUAAGGUUAGAGAAGCAAAGGCAGUCUCUCCUGGUAAGAUUAGCAAUCUGUGAUGCCGCUGUAAAUCAAUGCGAACCCUCUUUGGUACAAGUCUGGUUCAUGCUUUAAAAACAAAUAGAUCUUACGGGAUUAGAAUUUAGGCAAACAAGAAAAAAGAUACGUUUUAGCAGACGGAAAAUCGCAGUGAAUCGCGCAUCGUCCAGCACUUAAUCUCUACAAUUGCUACAAAAAUUCGGUGCCUAACGUUCAAGGAACGGCAUCAAUCGUGUAAAUAACACUUGAUGUCCAUAGCCGUUCUUCAUUUCGCGACAAAGCAUCCUCUUCAAUUAAGGACCACCGAUAUUGCGUCACUUUUCGUUAUUCAUCUACUCGGGGAUGAUCAGUUUCAUAUUAAAAUUCUGUAUCGUGCCAGAAUCAAAUUUCAAGAGAGGAAUAUCUGUGAAACAAAACUUGGUUCAGAAGCGAGCCCGUUCCGCAUUCCACAAAAGAGAGAAAACAAGUGACAAGAGUGGGGGGGGGGGAGACCGAAAAAGAUCAUUCCUAAUUUCGGGGAAAAGCAGAUUCAUAGGUGCGUUGGAUGCGCUCUAAAUCUUAUUGAUUUCCAUCUCUCAGAUCAACACAGUCAUUCCAUAAUCUACCCUUACGCGAAACAAAGGAACUGCAUUAUUAUAUAGUUGAAAUCCAAUCUAUGGUCGAAUCUUAAGAAUCGAUUUAUUAGCAUAGGGGGAACGAGCACAGAUUUUCAUUUUAUACAGGGAAAAGAGCCUCGAAAGCAGAGGAUUUUAUUUUAAAUUUUUAUCUAAUGUUUAACUUUUUUCAAUCAGUUUUUAAUAAUUGUCGGUAUAAAAGCUAUUAAACAAAUUUACCACAAAAAAUCUUUCCAUCCUCUGUUCUUAAUCAGGGUGUCUACUUUUAACAUUUUAAAUUGGUCAAAUAGGGUGGCUCUUGGAUCGGGAAUUCAAUAAAUCACAGUGAAUUUAUUUUCUAGUUUAUUUGAAAAUGUUAGUUUAAACAAAUAUUUUAAUUGUUCAAUCCAGAUUUUUUUAAAUUUAAAUGAAUUUCUAAAUGUUUCAGUUUAAGAUGAUGCUUGAAUUGUUGCGCAUUUGAGUGGCCACCUAGUAAUUUUAAUAAAUUUUUUGACCGGGAAUUUUACAGAUCUAAUGAAAAUUCUGUCCAAGUAAACGCGUUUGAAGUCGAAAAUUAAAAAAACAAAACAUUUUUCUUUUGUCAACUGUAAAUAUAAUGAAGAAAAUAUUUUUAAAAUGAUUUG
Molecule: messenger RNA, 5070 nt
Organism: Belonocnema kinseyi
Lineage: Eukaryota; Metazoa; Arthropoda; Insecta; Hymenoptera; Cynipidae
Product: protogenin B-like
Exons: 18
Coding region: 269-3778 (1169 amino acids)
Biological process (GO): cell-cell adhesion; axon guidance
Cellular component (GO): plasma membrane; axon
Molecular function (GO): protein binding
Source: RefSeq, a predicted model, not a curated record